ACGUGUAAUGCCGUGGACAGCCGCCAGGGUGCGCAAGUUUCCAGCCUAUAGUCACAUGACACAAACUGAAGAUGUCUGCGACGGAGGAGGACACGGAACUCAGAGAUCUGCUGAUCCAAAACUUGGAAAACAGCGGCGUUUUGAAUAAAAUUAAGGCAGAGCUACGUGCGGCUGUUUUUCUUGCCUUAGAAGAGCAAGACAAAGUUGAGAAUAAAACACCUCUUGUGAAUGAAAACCUCAAAAAGUCCCUCAACACAAAGGAUGGUCGCUUGGUCGCAGGUCUUGUAACUGACUUCCUGCAAGUCUUUAAUUUAGACUUCACCCUAGCAGUGUUUCAUCCUGAAAUCAGUACGCUGAAUGGGCUUGACAGUCGUGAAACUCUGUCUAAAGAGCUUGGUAUAUCAGAAACGGAGGUGAAUAAAAACACCCCUCUCCUGCUAGAGUUGGUGAAGAGGGGCCGGCAUAAGGACAAGACCUGCACUUUCACAGAGGGAGAUCGUUUGAUUGAGAGAACUUUUCCCAAGGAAUUGUUGCCCCGUCAAAUUGCGGAUGCCCGCAAAAAAUUUGACAGCCAUGACAAGAACAGAAGUGGUGAGAUCAACAGAGAAGCCGUUAUUGGCAUUUUCGCUGAUCUUUUUCCCCAGUUCAGCAGAAACAUGCUGGACAGUUACGUCACUGAGGAAUUAAGAGCCAAAGGCAUAAACACAAGCAAUACUGUAGACUUUCAGGACUUCUUGGGAAUGUUCAAAUGCUUUUUCAUUCAGUGUCGAAGUGUGGUUUCCAGUGACAGUAGCGAUGCACUUUACUCCUCAAGUAAAACUACUGAAGAUAAAAUCAUUUCGUCUUCCGCCAGCAAGAUACCCAGGUAUAAAGGAUUUGUUAAGCACAGUUCAGCGUGGGAAGAAAAGGAUGACCCAAAGGCUGUAGACAGAAGACCUGGUGAACCACUGGGGUCUCAGAAGAACAGAGGAUCUGUUCAAGUGUCUGAAGGGAUAGAGGAGGGAUUGAGUGAUGGGAAAAAUCUUCCCACCCCACUGAGGAGAGCGCUGGAGUUUGGCCUGGAGGAUGAGGAUGAAGGAGACUCGUUCUUUGAUGAUCCUCUUCCUAAACCUCAGAAGACCUAUGGCUGUGGUUUAUCUUCAGCAGAUAAGCCUUAUUCAGGGCAGAGGCAUUCUGAAAAAAGCUAUAGUCCGAAAGAUCAGCACUGGCAGAGGGAAGGGAGCCUGUCAGGGCGAUCCUUAUCCCAAAUGAGGAGGGGCACUAGCCUCAAUGAUCUGUCUGCUAUAGGCAGUGAUAAAGAGGGAGAUGGAGAGGACAUGCUCUCUGACUGUGAUAACAGGCCCAGCCCUGACUCUGAACCCAGGAGAGAAGGUUUGGGCAGCAGUUUAGGAAAAGCAUUCACAGCAGACACGCAGCUGAAGAGUGCAGGAGGAUCUUCUGAGAGCAGUCAGAAAGAUCAUUCAUCUGAUAAAAACGGUACGUCUAGUUCUAAAGAUAAGGGUGUAAAAGAGUUUCCCGUCCCAAAUGAGAAAACUCCAUUCCCUUUGCUAGAUGAAGACCUUGACUAUGACGAUGACUUCAACAGUCAUCGCUCUGAAAACUCUAAGAGUGAAGUGAGCAUCGAUGAGGAGAUUGAGGAAGUGUCGAUAGAGGGGCCUGACAUCAGCCAUAAGCUUGAUGAAACCACUCAGGAUGUGAGCGUCUCGCAGAUAAGUUUGGGUGCAGACUACAUUGAAGAUGUUGCUUGACAUCUAACUGUCAGUUCCUUAUUUUAUACUUUAUGUAUUUAUGGAUUUAGUUGACAAUAAAUAAUUAAUUACAGCCUGA
This is a messenger RNA of Cyprinus carpio (common carp), 1827 nucleotides long. RefSeq names its product centrosomal protein 43 (gene cep43). The record is from RefSeq and is a predicted model, not a curated record. Gene Ontology annotation, biological process: microtubule anchoring. Gene Ontology annotation, molecular function: calcium ion binding. NCBI's taxonomy places the organism in Eukaryota, Metazoa, Chordata, Actinopteri, Cypriniformes, Cyprinidae. Gene Ontology annotation, cellular component: centrosome.